GCCCCGCCCCCUCUACGUUAAUAUGAAUGGGGUCUAGCUGGUUUACCCAGGAGCCCGAGUACUCUCACGUCCCCUGGUAUAACUGAGUGGGUUUCAACAAUGAGCAGUGCAAUCAAUAUGCUCACAACAAUUACAUUGAAUCAGAUUUCAAUCUUCCAUUGCUAAGGGGAAAGCACAGCGUGAAAAUCUUCCAGUGAUUUCUAGUUUAUAAUCUGUUUUAUACAUCUUCAUACUUCGAAGUGGGCCCUACAGCAGCAAAAGUCAAACCAUUCGUAUCGUGCGGUUGUUAAAUCGUGGAGUCGUCGCCAUCAGGACAGUGUUAAACUGAGGGAUCUGAACAUCUCGAAACACAGCGCUAUCUUGACUAAAUAUCGGCCGACACUAUCCCGACCACACUCGGCAUGGAGCCCGGUAGUAUUCAACACAGCGGGUAUCUUACACCUGGAGACGAGAUCAACGUGCAGGGAGGGUUCACAGUUAACUUCCAGAAGAAACAUCGCAGAUUCUGGACCCUUCAGUACUUUGGAGAGGGCAAUCUCAUCCUCAACGGCUACAAAGAUGAAAAGUCAUUCAGGAGGUCGUCGUCGUCAUCGACAAACACGAAGACGUCGACGUUGGGUCGUCAAAGGAAACUUUCCUCGGCGCCGGUUGAUACGAUACGUUUAAUGACGUCACUCAAGGUAGAUAAGAUUGAGAUGAAAAUGCGGAAAAAAGUGGAGAAUGUUCUCGUCAUUGUCAGCGGAUCGCAUCCCAAAUUCUUCCGUCCAGAUAACAAGGAAGCACUUGAUUCAUGGCGAAGUGCAUUCAUGAAGUUUGCUAGUGACACCAGGUCAAUCAGGAGACGACCCAGAAAAACUCCAGAGCAAAAGUCACCGGAUUCGUCAAAUCUGGAACGCGAUAGCGGUGUCUCGACAUCCUUCGUGAGAUCGACCCGUGACUCCGAUCGUUCAUCGUCAUCGAGCGUUUCUAGCGAGGAGAUGGGCGACGAGCCCAGUCACCGUCACCUCCCGACUACCAUGUUAUUCGAUAUCGAUGACGACGACCACAACACAUCGCCCUUGCCAUCGCCGACGUUACGAGAACACGCCGGAAGAAAAGUGUCCAGGAGGCAAUCGAUUUUCUUCAGAAAUAAAGAUGGUACCUAUGAAGAGAUGGUUGGGUCACGCGAGUCAACGGAGAGUGGGUUUUACGAGACAACUUUACAUCGUAACGGCAACGACGACAACAGGCCAGAAUCCUCGUACGAUGUCCCAUCGCCAUCUUCAUCACCGCGUCAUACCAGCGCACACAACGGCAACGAUCAUGAUACCGACGACCACGUUUCCCCUGUGAGGCAUCUGAGGAAAUCGAAACACAGUUCAUCAUCGCUAGACAGCUCAAUACCAGAAGAGAGGGAUAGAGACUCCGAGGAUAUCAGGAAGAGGCUGGCCGAGUCACUCGGUGUGGAGAACUCACCGGAACUGCAAGAGAUUUUGAACGACGAUGGCAGUGUCCAUACGUACAUUAACCAAAGGCGUCAUGGACAUCUUCCGUCAUCUUCAAGUCCUCUGGCCAGUCCUCGAGUUCCCGCCAGACCACCGGUGCUUCCGCCAAGGAAGAUGUCAGUGUCAGCUUCCGUCAGCGAUACGGAAUACCAACUCCAUGUCGUUGAGGGUGCGCGCAGGAGAGCGGAAAGCAUGCCAAUCGGCGGUAUAGAUGUCCACGAUUUUCCAGACAGAAGCGAUUAUUUCAGAUCAAGUCGAGUACCGAUUCACGAGGACAUAAAACCCUACACAGAUAUCGAAGCACUGUUGGCUCAGCAGACGAGAGGCGAAAUCGAAGUCGAGAUCGAUAAAGCGGAUUUGGUUGAUUCGGUUGCUCUGGUUGACAUUAAACAAAAAGUCAUUGUCGCAGGGUGGAAAAGGGAUAUUUUUGGUAAGCUCCACGUUGGUGAUCAACUCGUUCAGGUCAACGAGCAAGUCGUUUCUCAGUCCGAGUGGGCAAAUACAUUCAUCAAAACAUCAUCCAAGACCAAGAUCGUAUUGCAUGUGAACCGUCUGCCCUUCGCAAAGAUCCUUAACUGUACACGAAUACACGAGGAGACGCUAUGGGGUAUCGAAUGCAAGGGCAACGAGAUAACCCACGUGAGGUCUGGUCCGGUGAAAGAAUCGGGGCUGACAGAGAAAUCCGAGUCGAGCGCCUUCUCGAAUAAAACGUGUGACUGGAUUAUUACAGAGGCUGCGAACAAACCGAUUCGACUCAACUGCCCUAAAGAUGAGAUGAUGCAGUAUUUGGCAACGAAAGACCUCGAUCUUCCCCUCGUUGUUCACCCCAAAGACUUCAUCCAUGACCUAACCAAGGCAUUAAACAAGCUGAAAAGAUCAUCAUUUUAUCAUGUCGGCUGAAGAUAUUCCACAAAAUAACUUGCUACCUACUCGGUAAAGUUGAAAGAAAAAAAGGAGUAUGUCGACAACGACGACGAUCAAGAGCAUGAUGAUAGGAUCGCAGUCGUGGAGGUGGCUAAUUGUCUGCCAUCACGAAGUUGACUUUACUGAAUCAAAGUCAUAAUCAUUAUCUCCUUGUUUCAUUCGGUGCUAAUUGGAUUUGCAAUUUUCAAUGUCAUUCUGGACAUCAAACUUCUUUCGUUGAAAAUAUUGUUCAAUGCAAACAUGCAAACAACAGAUUUUAUCUUAUUAAAUCUCUUUUGAAACGAUAGAAAAAGAAAUGACUUCUUAGAGUUACUGCAUACGACGAGAACUAGUGAGCCAUGAUCGUUAAGAAGUUAUUUCGCUCUGAUAGUAUGUAAUUUACCUGAAUUUGCUUACAUCUAUCCCAUUGUCUCUAUUCUUUGAUGAAAAUAGCUUCUCAAUACCACUGUUGAACAAUUGGUCUCGUAUCAAUAUAUUCAUACGAGAGAUAUAUAUAUAUCAUGUUUAUCAGAGUAAUUGUGAGAAAGAAAUGAACUUUUGCCUUACAUGAUUUAGCUACCUACUCAUUAUUUAUGAUUGUGUGAAGUGAAGCCGUCCGGUUGAUUGUUUACAAGUAAAUUAACUCCUAGUCGAGUACCAUGUUUAUUUGUUGAGGCAUUACAGUAGAAAUAGCAGAUAUAUUUAUUCACGUGUUUUUUAUAUUCACGCUUUGUCAACGAACAUAUAGGGAGUCAAAAUUUUGAUAUUGUCAUGAUUGUGUUGACACCCACUUCGUUGUAAAAUGUAGUUUUGGAAAAUGGUGUUCUUUGUGCUCUGAUAUCUAAUUAUCGUCCAGUAAAUGUGCUCUGAACUAUGGCCAGUUUUAUGUAUUCUAUUGUGGUUAAGGGACAGUGAGAUGAAAGAAAGAUGACAUAUUAAAAUAAUAUCAAAUUAUUCUUCUAAUGAAUGCCAUCUAGGAUUCGCGAAGCAUGUUGGGCACGGAUGGAGUGACGUGCUUACCUGAGAAGCUCCUGUUCAAACCCGCCAUCAUAAGUAUACAAUCGAAUGUACAUAGCUUUCUUAUUCCAAGAAAAGAUUAUAAAUUUAUAAUGUAUUUUACAAUUAUAACAACACUUGAAACAGAAUGUUGCUGUUAUCAGUACAGUAGGAAUGAUAUGAUUUAAGUCUAUCUACAAACGCUUUUGUGAAUCAAGGGGUCAAUCAAAAUUUUAGAUGCUGUUUCCGACCAUGGUGACACACUGUGCUAUACACUUUUGAUACUUUUAACAUGUGUUAAAAAUUUAAAAUACAUCUUUCGAAUUUGUUAUUUGCCUUUAUUAUUAACGCUCUACAUUUAUUGCCGUUUCUUUUGUAUUAUGUGUUCAUAUUUUCUUUUUCCACAUUUAUGAAAAAAUACUUCGAGAAUGCAAAUUAUUUCUUUUGCUUUUCGAUUUUCCAGAAAAGUCAGAUCAUAAUUCUGCACUUGAUAUCUUAACUGACAUCUCAACGACAACAGAGCUAUGUAAUACCAAUUUGACAAGCUGGUACAAUUAUAUUCUCUUCUGUUUGACUCACUGAAUUUCUAGGUUAAUAUUCUUUUUUUAUCGAACAAUCAUGUUCAUGGGCGUUCGGUUUUUAACAUGGAAUGCAAUAAUGCUCUCUUUUAAAACGAAUGUGAGGAUAACUGAAAUUGAAAGAUGUGUCAUUCUGUACAUAUAGUUGUAAAAUUUACUGUUUAUAUCAAAUGUCGCCGUCACAUUGGUACCAUUAUUACAUCUAGCGAAGCUAGAAAGACGUCCUAGAUCAUCGUCAGUAAUAGCAAUCAUACUAUUCGCUAGUCGAUAUAGAACAAUGUUGUAAAAAGAUUAUAUUGUCAGCUUUAGCAUUCAUUCUAAUCGCUAGUCGAUAUAGAACAAUGUAAAUUAUGUGCCUUAUUGUUUUGCCAUCCAAUAUAUAAAGUUUCUGAUAAUAC
This is a messenger RNA of Lytechinus variegatus (green sea urchin), 4359 nucleotides long. RefSeq lists its product as uncharacterized. The transcript has 11 exons. The coding region runs from base 402 to 2384 and encodes 660 amino acids. NCBI's taxonomy places the organism in Eukaryota, Metazoa, Echinodermata, Echinoidea, Temnopleuroida, Toxopneustidae. The record is from RefSeq and is a predicted model, not a curated record.